Molecule: messenger RNA, 972 nt
Organism: Mus pahari (shrew mouse)
Lineage: Eukaryota; Metazoa; Chordata; Mammalia; Rodentia; Muridae
Product: cytochrome c oxidase subunit 7B, mitochondrial
Exons: 3
Coding region: 126-368 (80 amino acids)
Biological process (GO): mitochondrial electron transport, cytochrome c to oxygen
Source: RefSeq, a predicted model, not a curated record
CCAAUUCUCAUCAGGAAUCCCCGCUGAAAGCCAUUUUGUUUUUCAGGACUCUUUGCAAGGGUAGCUGGGGUGAAUUUGCACCAAGGCAGCAGCGUAGUCGCCGCAGUUCCAUCUUCGUCUCCGCGAUGUUGCCUUUAGCCAAAAACGCACUAAGCCGUCUCCAAGUUCGAAGUAUUCAGCAAGUGGUGGCAAGGCAGAGCCACCAGAAGAGGACACCUAGUUUCCAUGACAAAUAUGGAAAUGCUAUAUUAGCAGGUGGAGCCAUCUUCUGUGUUUCUACAUGGACAUAUACAGCCACACAAAUUGGAAUAGAAUGGAACAUGUCCCCUGUUGGCAGAGUCACCCCAAAGGAAUGGAGAGAUCAGUAGUCAUGCCAGCUGGUACAAUAAUCAAGGAAUUGUUUCAAAACCAACUCAUAAGUGAAUGCCAAGUCAAAGAAUCAUGUACUCAUUAUACUAUGGCAGAUUGAAAAACAAAUAAAGAAAUAAAGUACCUUGAAACCUUCAUUCUAGGUUUGUUUUCUUCCUUUGUAAAUGAAGCCAAGCAUGGUGACUUCUCAUUUAAGCUGUAUUGUCUCUUAAAAUGGCUCUUUACCCUAUGAGGUGGUAUGAGGGAACUCCAUGAUCAGGAAGGCACCUUUAUAGUAAGCUGAAAUUACAGAGAAUGAAGAAAUAAGCACAGAGCUGUUUUAGGAGACCACUGGGUCAUUGGCCAUAUAGGUUAUGCUUAGUGUUUUCUACCUCAUGGUUAUAUUUGGAAUUGUCAUUAACUCCCUUCUGCUUAGAGACUGGACUGUCACCAAACCUUAGGGGAUAAUGAUCCUGUAGGAGCUAGGUUUGCUGAAGACUACCACUCCUUACACUGUAUGGCAUAUUCAUCUUAAUUAGGUAUAAGUUUUCAGCAUAAUCCUUAAUCCUUAGGAUCUGUCACAUGCUUCCUAGUAAUUUAACUGUUGCUGAGGAGAUACAGACU